UGUUUUAUUUUAAUUUAUGUGUUAUUGCUUAUUUUUGGAAUCAAGGCUGAAGAAGAAAGGAACUACCAUAUUUUCUACUGCAUGUUAGCAGGAAUGCCAAAGGAAGAAAAACAAGUUUUAUAUCUUGAAGAAGCUACCAAAUAUAAUUACCUGAUACAGGGUAAAUGCAUUACCUGUGAUGCAAGGAAUGAUGCAAUAGAUUUCACAGAAAUUAAGGCAGCCAUGAAAGUAUUGAUGUUUACUGAUCAGGAAAUUUGGGAAAUUAUGAAGAUUUUAGCAGCUCUCCUUCACAUAGGGAACAUAACAUACAGAGCAACAACAAUGAAUAACCUAGAUGCUACUGAGAUUACCAAUUCAAAAGCUGCCACCAGCACUGCAAAACUCUUACAGGUUAAUACCCAACAUCUCAUUGAUGCCUUGACAACAAAGACGAUAUUUGCACAAGGUGAUUCUGUAGUAUCUACAAUGAACUCAUCACAGGCACUAGAUGUUAGAGAUGCUUUUGUGAAAGGGAUUUAUGGACGAAUGUUUAUAUGGAUUGUCCAGAAGAUUAACUCUGCUGUGUACAAACCCAAAACCUUAAACUCACCUACAAGGCGGUCUAUUGGUGUACUUGACAUUUUUGGCUUUGAGAACUUUAUAGUGAAUAGUUUUGAACAGUUUUGCAUCAACUAUGCCAAUGAAAACUUGCAGCAGUUCUUUGUGCGACACAUCUUCAAGCUCGAGCAAGAAGAAUACAACCUAGAAGGUAUCAACUGGCAACAUAUAGAAUUUGUGGACAACCAGGACACCCUUGAUCUGAUUGCCAUGAAGCCUUUGAACAUAAUGGCUCUUGUGGAUGAAGAAAGCAAGUUUCCAAAGGGUACUGAUCAGACUAUGUUAAACAAAGUGCAUAAAACACAUGGCACUAACAGUAUUUACCUUAAGCCAAAAUCAGAUCUCAACACAUCUUUUGGAAUUGGACACUUUGCUGGUGUAGUUUUCUAUGACACAAGAGGCUUUCUUGAGAAAAACCGGGACACCUUUAGUGGAGACUUGAUACAGUUAAUCCAAGUCAGCAAUAACAAAUUCCUUAAGAAUAUUUUCUCAGAAGACAUUGGAAUGGGAACAGAUUCCCGAAAGAAAGCAUUAACCCUGGGGGCCCAGUUCAAAAAAUCUCUUGAUUCACUGAUGCGUGCUUUAGGCCAGUGUCAUCCAUUUUUUGUGAGGUGUAUCAAGCCAAAUGAAUUUAAGAAGUCAAGGAUGUUUGACAGGGAGCUGUGUUGCAAGCAGCUGCGUUACUCGGGAAUGAUGGAAACAAUUCGUAUAAGACGAGCCGGAUAUCCAAUCCGGCAUUCUUUUAGAGACUUUGUGGAUCGCUAUCGAUUCCUGAUCUCUGGAGUAGGCCUAUCACAUAAAAUUGACUGUAAAGCAGCUUCUGCAAAAAUUUGUGCAGGAGUACUUGGAAAAACAGACUUUCAACUUGGAAAGACAAAAGUCUUUUUAAAGGAUGCUCAUGACCUGUACCUGGAACAAGAAAGGGAUAGAGUUCUGACUCGUAAGAUUCUUAUCAUUCAGAAGACAGUCCGAUGCUGGUAUUAUCGGCGAAAAUUUUUGAAAAUGCGACAAAGUGCAAUUGUCAUUCAACGCUUCUGGAGAGGAUACAUACUUAAACGACAGUUUCUCAUCAUGAGAACAGGGUUUCAGAGGCUUCAAGCACUAAUACGUACAAGAAUACUCACUUCACGUUUUAAACAUUUGAGAAGACACAUUGUUGCUCUACAAGCUCGUUGUCGUGGGGUUGUGGUUCGUCAAGAAGCGAAGAAAAAAAUGAAAGCUAUUGUCAAGAUCCAGGCAUGUGCCAGAAGGAUGAUUGUUCAACGUCGAUAUUGGAAGGUUAAAAGAAAGCAUCAGUUAGUGAAGGAAGCAUUGAGAAACAGAGAUGAAGAAGAAGCUAUGUUGAGAAAAAAAAUGAAUGCUAAAAAAGCAAAAGAAGCUGCUGAACAGAAAUACAAGCAACGUCUUCAAGAAAUUGACAAACAACUUCAACAGGAAGAAAUAGCAGCAAGAAAAUCUAUGGAACAGAAAAGGCUAGCUCUCAAGAAGUCUUUGAAGAAACAAGAUGAACCUGUUGAUGAAUCAAAAUUGGUGGAUGACAUGUUUGACUUCUUGCCUCCUGGAGAAACCUCUCCUCUGGAACAGUCUGGUCCUUCCGCAUUUAAAGAUUUGGAACUCUCAGGAAAAAACACAAUCAAUCAGUUGCAACCAGAGGGAAAUGUUCCUUUAGCUCCAAAAGACUCUGAAGACCUGACAGAUUAUACCUUCCAGAAGUUUGCAGCAACAUACUUUCAGGGUAACCUUAGUCACGAAUAUCAGCGUAGGCAGUUGAAGAACUCUCUCCUUUCUCUACCAACACAAAGUGAUGUUCUGGCUGCCCUAGCCCUUUGGGUGACAAUUCUAAGGUUCAUGGGUGACUUGCCUGAGCCCAAAUUCAGGACAAUACAAAGGGACACUGGAUCUGUCAUGAGCAAGCUUUCGGCUACCUUAGGACGAAGUUUUGUAAAGAGUAAAGAAUAUCAACAGAUCAUGCAUGAAAAUGAAGAUAAAGUAGAGCCACAGAAGAUAAAAAAUAAGCUGAUUUCACUGACUCUGAAAAGAAAAAAUAAAUAUACAGAAGAUGUAAGACGUCGACUACAGGAGGAUGAUGAUACAGUUGACAUUUAUAGCACUUGGUUGGAGAGCCGGCCAACAUCUAACCUUGAGAAGCUUCAUUUUAUUAUUGGUCAUGGGAUUUUACGUGAGGAACUCAGAGAUGAAAUUUAUGUACAAAUCUGUAAACAACUGGUAAACAACCCAAACAAAAGUUCUCAGACCAGAGGUUGGAUUCUUCUCUCUCUCUGUGUUGGCUGUUUUGCUCCUUCAAGUGAGUUCGAGAAGUACCUUCUAAACUUCAUUCAGGAAGGUGUGCCGGGUUAUGCUCCAUACAUUGAGGAGAGGUUACGCAGGACUCUCAUGAAUGGAACCCGAACUCAACCCCCUUCAUGGCUGGAACUACAGGCUACAAAAUCCAAAAUACCACUUAUAUUGUCCAUUACAUUCAUGGAUGGAAUGACUAAAAAUCUUUAUGCAGAUUCUGCUACUACAGCUCAAGAAUUGUGUCAGCAGCUAGCUGAGAAGAUUGAGUUAAAAGAUUCGUUUGGUUUCUCUUUAUACAUUGCCCUUUUUGACAAGGUUUCUUCCCUGGGUAGUGGAAGUGAACAUAUCAUGGAUGCAAUAUCUCAGUGUGAACAGUAUGCCAAAGAACAAGGAGCACAAGAACGUAAUGCACCCUGGAGGAUAUUUUUCCGGAAAGAGAUUUUUGCACCUUGGCAUAAUCCUGUGGAAGAUCCUGUGGCUACCAACUUAAUAUUUAAACAAGUAGUGAGGGGUGUUAAGUUUGGAGAGUACCGGUGUGAGAAGGAAGAAGACCUGGCAAUGAUGGCAGCUCAGCAGUACUAUGUGGAACAUGGAACUGACAUGAACACAUCAAAGCUGCAUUCUCUAUUACCAAACUACAUUCCAGAGUACUAUCUUGAAUCCAGUAACAAAUCUAUUGAAAAAUGGGCCCAACAGACACUGUCUGCAUACAGAAUGAGCUACUAUUACAAAGAAAAAGUCCAUCCUGACAGAGUCAAAGAAGACAUUGUUGACUAUGCCAAAGUUAAGUGGCCUUUACACUUUUCUAAGUUUUAUGAAGUUCUCCGUUUCUCAGGACCUUAUCUUCCCAAGACAGAGAUGAUUAUAGCCAUCAACUGGACAGGAGUGUAUAUUGUUGACGGUACAGAAAAGGUGCUGCUGGAGUUGUCUUUUCCUGAAAUCAUUGCUGUAGAGUCUAAAGAAGGAAAUCGGCCAUUCAUCCAAGAAGUAACAAUUCACACAGUCAGGGGCGAAGCUUUUACGUUUAGUUCACCUACUGCCAAAGAUAUGGAAUUCUUGAUUGGGUACUUUUUGGAUGGUCUCAAGGCACGUUCACAAUAUGUUGUUGCCCUGCAAGAUAAUCAAGGAGAAAACUCGUCAUGUCUGUCUUUCAACAAAGGUGAUCUAAUUGUUUUAGAAGAAGAUUCUAAUGGUGACACAGUAGCCUCUAAUAGUUGGUGUUCUGGCCACUUGGAUAAGACUGGAAAGAAGGGAGAUUUUCGUUGUGAAACUGUGUAUGUCUUACCUACACUCACCAAACCACCUCCCAAGAUUAUAGUGCUGUUCACCCAGGAAGGUGCUGAACAGAGCAGACAACUGUUCUCCAGCCAGUCUGGUAAUGCAGAAUCUUCAGAUAAAUCUCAUACUCUUGAAGAGUAUGCCAUUGAUCACUUCCGACCUCCACCAAAAAAAUCUGUUCCUCGAAGCUCAACCCUAUUGUUAGCUCGUCGUCAUGAUACAGAACACUUGUGGGAACAUUCAAAAGAGCCUAUUAAACAACCUCUUCUUAAAAAACUACUAAUUUUAGAAGAGCUGGCCCAAGAAGCUUGUUUUGCAUUUAAUGCUAUCUUGAAAUAUAUGGGUGACCUUCCUUCAAGAAAAACUCGAGGAGGAAAUGAUUUAACCGACUGCAUAUUUGAUGGAGCCAUUAAAAACGAAAUUUUAAAGGAUGAAAUAUACUGUCAAAUUAUGAAGCAGCUAACCAACAACAAACAAAGAAUCAGUGAAGAACGAGGAUGGGAACUGAUGUGGUUAGCCACAGGACUUUUUGCACCUAGUCAGAACUUGUUGAAAGAACUCACAAUGUUUCUACGUACACGGAAUCAUCCAACAGCUUAUGACUCCAUUCAGAGAUUACAAAAAACUCUCAGGGUUGGACAGCGGAAGUACCCUCCACACAUGGUCGAAGUAGAAGCAAUACAACACAAGAGCACUCAGAUCUUUCAUAGAGUUUAUUUCCCUGAUGACUCAGAUGAGGCUUUUGAAGUAGAUUCCAGCACGAGGGCAAAGGAUCUUUGUUACAACAUAUCAGUUCGUCUCAAUCUACGAAGUGAUGAAGGGUUUAGUCUGUUUGUAAAAAUUGCAGAUAAAGUUUUCAGUGUUCAAGAGAGUAACUUCUUCUUUGAUUUUGUAAGACACCUAACUGACUGGGUGCGAAAGAACCGACCUGCUAGAGAAGGUGCUGCCCCACAGUUUGCCUAUCAGGUAUUUUUCUUGAAAAAGAUUUGGACAAACACAAUACCUAGGAAAGACAAGAAUGCUGAUAUCAUCUUCCAUUUCUACCAGGAACUUCCUAAACUUCUUCGUGGCUAUCAUAAAUGUAGUAUUGAAGAAGCUAUAAAACUGGCUGCUUUGGUUUAUCGAACCAAGUUUGGUGACAGAAAAGAAGAGUUGCAGUCCAUUCCGUAAGUAGAA
Limulus polyphemus (Atlantic horseshoe crab) is the source of this 5349-nucleotide messenger RNA. RefSeq names its product myosin-VIIa-like. NCBI's taxonomy places the organism in Eukaryota, Metazoa, Arthropoda, Merostomata, Xiphosura, Limulidae. The annotation marks the transcript as partial. The record is from RefSeq and is a predicted model, not a curated record. Gene Ontology annotation, cellular component: myosin complex; cytoskeleton. The transcript is spliced from 35 exons. Gene Ontology annotation, molecular function: protein binding; ATP binding; cytoskeletal motor activity.